AUGACCCGCCUGAUAGCUUCCAAGGUUAUUUCUUAUGUUCUUGGAAGCUAUAUUGAAGCUCUAGACUCAAGUAAAUUAGAGCUCUCAAUAUUUGGCGGUGAUGUUGCGUUUAAGAAUCUUAAAUUAAAAUCUCAUGCACUUGCAUCGAAUGGUGUUCCUGUAAAUAUAAAGAAUGGUAUUAUACAAUCUUUAUCAGCGAAAUUUCCGUGGCUACAUCUCGGAACUCAAGCAGUUGCUGCUUCAGUUAAAGGUUUAUACAUUUUAGGAACAAUUGAUGGUUCUGUUCUAUUAGAAAAUGACAUGAAAACGCCCACACGAACACGUUCCGAGCUUGACAGCUUAUGCGAAAAAGAAAAUCUUGAAAAGAAAGAUGUUAUGACAGGAAUAGUCGGUACAGUCAUUGACAAUUUAAUUAUUGAUAUUCAAGACAUACAUAUCCGCUUAGAAUUUAAGAUUCAAGACAAAAUAAUCUCUGCUGGCAUUGUUAUCCCUAGUAUUCAAGUUUUUACAAUCGAUGACAAUGGAAAUAAAGCGUUUAUUUCUCAGAAACCAAAAAUAUUACGCAAGAAAGUCUUUAUUCAGAAUUUAAGUGUUUAUCUUGAUACAAAUACAAAUCCGAUUGAUAACCAAAAGUUCUUGAGUGAAAUUACAGCACAAUCAAAAGGAAAUCAUCAAUAUAUCUUGAAAGAUUUCACUUUUGACACGAUUUGGGAACAUAAUAACGAAAAAAGCUUAAUUUCGGAUAAUUUCAUUGCAGAUAUUCCUAUUAUCGAUAUCGCACUUGAUAGAUUACAAUGGUAUGCAAUAGAUCAACUUUCUUGGCAACAAUAUAUGUUUAAUAAGCAACGACUUUACAGAGGCUGUGGAAGACCAGACAGACCUGCUAGGAGUGAAAGAUCUGCAGGUUUGUGGUGGUAUUUCGCAAAUAACGCCGCAAAAGUCAAGAAACAUCCUCAAUUACUUGAUACUCAAGCAGCAUUGACAUUUUUAAAGAACAGAAAGCAAACAUCGAAGUUCCUUGAAGAUUACAUGGUCUCUACGAACAGAACGGCCGUCAAAGCAGAAUAUACGAAAUUGGAAGAGAAAUUUGGACUGAAUGUCAUGUAUAAUAUGAUGACAUAUAGUAGAUAUCGUAUUGAUAAGUCCAAAUCAAGGCCUAUUUCUAACGAAUUGGACAUUUCUUCCCAAGAAUUGAGAUCAUUAUCUUCUCAAGGUCGAAAUAAAACGGCAGGAAUAUCAGCAAACCUCAUAAUUCACAAGAUACAAGCCACUCUUAAUACAUUUCCAGGCCAACCAUUGGUUCAAUUGCUUGUUGAUAAAAUAUCUUGCAUUGUCAAUAUGACAAGCCCUAUUUUAUCUGCCAAAGCAUCAAUUACUGGUAUCGGCGUUGUCGAUAUCUUCAAUGAUUCUCCAAGAAAUUUAGUUCAAUUAAUUCCAAAAUUAGAUUCUCCAUGUAUGUCAUUAGAUUUCACGAACAAUUCAGAGAAAAGGCAAACUAAUGUCAAAGCUCAGAUCAGUUCCCCAGAAAUCAUUGGAGAUGUUCCGAAAUUAGUUUUUAUCUCAAACUUUUUCAAGACUCCAAAGAAAGGAAUCUAUGUAGACCCCGCAGAUCCACCUCCAAAACGCAGAGAUUCAUCGAAAUCGGAGAUUCUCGAGCUUUUUGAGAAACAUCCUUUCAAUUUCGUAGAUCUUGAGAUAGAUACACCACAUAUUGUCAUUCCUUUCUCAUCUCCAAUACACAUUAACUUAGAUUCUAUCAAAGUUCAUGUCGAUCCUUCACUCAAACGCGAAUAUCAAAAUAAAGAUACUUGGUAUGACAGAGCUUUGCUUGAUAUUCGUAAUUUCAGUAUUACUUUCAACGAAAGGAAAGUUGUUCUUCCAUUCUCUACCUCCGUUGGCCUGAAUUUGCUUUACAUUCCAAUGUCAUCAAUUCCUAACCAGAUUUUCAACAUCGAUAUAGCCGCGAUCGAGGUAAACUUCACUAGGAACCAAUACUUAGACGUUAUCAACCUGAUUAAAGAGCUAACGGCGCCUCCUCCACCAUUGCCAUUAUUAGAUGAGGACAAGAAAGACCAAAAGCAGCCUCCUUCCAGGCAGAAGAUCAUCAAGAGCGAGAAUGGACCUUCUAUGCUUCUCAACGUCAACUUUAAGUCCUUAAUCUUGAGGUUAUUUAACCAAAACGAUAAACAAAUUAACGAAUUUACAAUCGGAACGAUCAAUUCAUGUUUAUCAUUCAUUGAAGAUUCCAUAGACUGUAAAUUCAGCUUAAUUAACGUUUUGGCUCUUGACAUUGAGAAAACAACUUUCUUUUCUUUCGGUGGAGAUCAUUCAAACGCCAUCGAAAUCAACAUUUCCAAGAAGCCACAAGAAAAUAUCACUGAUAUGACAAUUUCUUUGGCUGAGCCUUAUUUCUUACUUGAUUUCACAUGGGUUUUCAUGUUGUCUGACUUCUUCAAAGUUCCGAAAUCAAACAAAAUCGAAGUUGUUGAAGAGAAAACUUUGAAUUUCUUGGAUGACGAAAAACCGAAAAUUGAAAGAAAAAUUGUUAUUGUUGAUAAGAAAGCAAAAAGUGACACAGACAAUAAAUUGAGAGGCACUUUUAUCGUCAAAAAUCCAAAUGUUUGUUUGAGUAUUCCUUCAAAGAAAAGUGACAAAAUAAUCGUCCAACUUUUCAUUGAUAGAAUUGUUUUGGAUUUAGACGUUCAAAAAGAUUUACAAAAAAUAAAAGUGACACUAGAUGAUGUUAAGAUGAUGAUUAACCAGCAAAACUUAAUUCUUCCUUUCACUCCUGUUGUUGAUAUGAACUUUACAAAUGAAAAGAAAAAUAUUUCUGUUAAUUUACAUGACAUUUUUGUCAAUUUUGACACUCAAAACUACUAUUUUAUCUUGGAUAUGUUGGAUUACACACUCAAGAGAUUAAAUCACGCUUUGGCUAUUACAAAAAGUGACAAUUAUGUAAAAAGUGACAUAAAAUCUGACAUUACAGAAAAACCACAAGAAAAUAUAGUUCCUAUGAUAAUCAAUGUUGAUGUUGAUGAUGUUAAGUUGGAUAUGAUUCAUCUGGAAAAGAAAAUUUUGGCAUUUAAUUUGGCAAACUUAAAUGUUGGAAUUUUACAAACAGGAAUUGUUGUCAACAUAAAUUCCAUUUUAGGAAAAGAGUUUUUGUCUAAUUUGGAAACAGACGAUUUCCUCGAAAUCCAAAAGUUUAAUUUGAAUUUGGCAAAACCAAUGACGAUUAAAUUUGAUUCAAUUUAUUUAUCAGGCAAAACAGCACCUCUUUCAUGGGCAAUUGGAUUUUUCACACAGAAACCACCAUCAUUAAUCAAUUCUGAUGAUGGAUUAAUUGAAGAAAAUCAAAAUCAUGAACAAAUUCAAGUUGAAAACAAUGAAAACAAUGAAAAUGAUACUGGUUUCAAUCUUAUUUUAGAUAUUAAUUCAUUAAAUGUUCCUUUAGUUUGCAAAGAUGGUUCCACUGUUUGCAAAUUAAUUACUGAUUUGUUGGAACUCAAUUUGAAGAUCGAAAAAGAAAGUGGUUUGUCAUUACAAGUUGAUAUGACAAAUAUCAAAAUAGAUACUGAUAAAUAUGGACCUCAAAAUCAACAUUUCUUAUAUGUCGAUGAAAAUCAAAAAGUGACAUUUAAAUUGGCUCAGAAAUAUUACGGUUUUUCAUCUGAAAAAUUGAAUAUUUGUUAUAAUAUGCAAUUUUUGAAUGAUUUACUUAGUUGGUCCAGUGGAUUAACAGCUGAUUUACCAAAAGGAGAAUGGAAAGACUCUCCAAUGAUGAUUCCUACUUCUUCUUACGAUGUUUGCUUUGAUACUCUUAAUUUAAGAUUAGUUCCAUAUGAAAUAGAAGAAGAUUUUCCUGGUGUUGAUUUAGUUUUCAACAACUUUUCCCUGAAAACUCCUAAUUUCCCAACAGAUUUGUUACUGAAAACUGAUAAAAUACAAAUAACUGAUAAAUCUGGUUAUGGUUUUCUCACUUUGAAUAAUUUGGAUGUUCCUAUAUUCUUGGAUUUAAGAAAUGAACCUCAGCCAAUUAAACCUGGUUUUGACGAAAAAAUCAGAGAAGAAUUUAUUGGAAAAAGUGACGGUUUCUUCUAUGGAAUAAAAGUGACACCAACGAUAGAAUCCAUUGAAUACGACAUGAACAGUAAAUCUACUUUAGAAUUAUGCCAUUCUUUGUCAACAUUUACUGCAGCUCCUCCUCCACAAGAAAAACCAGAAACAGAAGAAAAACAUGAAACUGCUUUUGUUGGUUUGUAUACAACAGUUUUGGCGAAUUUGAAGAAGAUUUCAUUAAUACCAAAUGAUGGAGAAAAAUUCGGUUUAAUUCAAUUAAAUAACCUUAAUUUUGGAAUGGAAGAUGGCAACAUUGGAAUUGAUUUUGAUGAAUUUCUUGUCGAAAAGAAUGAAAUGAAAAUCAUUGAUAUUUGUGAAUUUAAUGAAUUUAAGAAAGGUGUUUCAUUUAAAUUACAAAAAAGUGAUAUGUUUGUAACAUUAGGAAACUUGUUCUUGUAUUUGGAUUAUAAGUUUGUUGCACAAUUCUACAAAUACAUCAAAGUUUUCCCAUUUUUGACUUACGAUUUCUUCCCGAAUAAACAAGUCAAAAGUGAAGUCAAAACUGAAGAAAAAAGUGAAAAUAAUAAUUCACAGAUCAAAGCAGAUGUAAUGAAUAUGUGUGUUACUCUUCCUAUUGAUCCUGAAAAGAGCGAAAUCAUGGUUUUAGAUUUGAGUUUGUCGUUCGAAAAAACUUCAGAAACAAUGAUGGCUUUGUUACAUCACUUGAAUAUUUCGAUGGGACCAAAGUUUGGAGAAAAACUUUACAAUCCUAUCGUUAUUCUACAAAACAUCAAAUAUUUCCAGGAAAUAACUAAAGAAAAUAAGAACAAGACAUCGAUAGAAACACAAACAGUUCGUGUUUCUAUUUCGCCAAUUGAUAUUGCAUCAAUUAUUGUUCUUCAAAAUUCUAUAAUGAAUUUGACUUCACUUUUCAUUGAAAAAUCACCAAUUUCAUAUGAAAAACCAGAAAAAGUCGAAGAAAAAGAUAAUUCUGGUCAGAUUUUGUCAAUCUUCACAGGAAGUUGCUGGAUUGACAUUUGUUCUGAAAAUAGAUUAAGGUUAAAACCAAUGCCACUUUUGAGAAUCACAACAGAACCAAUUGAUGUUGAAAUAGACAUGUCGAAAGACUUUAUUAAUAACUUUACUUUGAAAUCUAUAACUGUUGAACAUUAUGACCACAAAACACACAAGUUUUCGAAGAUUUUGGAGCCAACAACAUUCAAUUAUUUCAUUGAGUUCUCAGAGAAAACAUCAAAGAUAAAGAUUAGAGCUGUUCGUGACAUGAACAUCAAUAUAACUCAUAAAGAAUUGAGUGAUUUGUUGAAACUUCUUGAACGAAUUAAUUAUUGCGUAUCAAACAAAAAGAUUUCAACAGAUAAAUUGGAACAAUUCAAGUUAUACAAUAAUUUAGGAAUUUUCUCAAAGUUCGAAGUAGGUGACAGACAAAUUGAACUUUCUCCUCUUUCUGUUUAUAUCUCGAGUUACGAUGUAAAUCCAGAAACUCCAAUUUCUCUUUUCUACGGAAACAAACAAUUCCAAUUCACAACUUCUGAAUUGAAUUAUCCAAGAUUUUUGACUAAUAACAUAAUCGCAAGUUAUUCAGAAACACCAACAGAAUCUCAUUUGUUGUUCUCAACUCCAAUUAAAUUCCAUAAUAAUACAAGAGUGUCACUUUUACUUUACAUCCAUUCAAAACGGAAUAAAUUGGAAAGGGCAUUGGAAAUCCAGCCAGAUGAGUAUUGCAAUCUUCCUUGUGAUGUUUCUCCAACAUGCAAUAUGGGUUUGGGUCUUUUGGGAACUGUCAAACCGAAAUAUGAUUAUUUCUCAAUCAAAAAAUUGAAACAAGGAAAUUUCAUUUACAAAGUUAAGUCUAAAUCACAAACUUCGAAGUUUUUGAUCUCUUCAACUUUGGAUUAUGAAAUAUCCGUGUUAAAUGUUGAGAUUUCUCCACAAGUUGUAUUGAGAAAUAACUUAAUGCAUCAAAUAACUAUUCAAAUUGCUGUUGAAAAAGAUAAAGAAUUCGAAACUCUCGAACUCAAAGAAAACGAAGAGAAGUUUUGUACUCUUUCCAUUUCCAAUUUGUCCAAGUUAUUACUUAAACUCAGAGUUGCAGAAAAUCCAUUUUCUAAACUCGUUGAAUUGCCUCCACAAACUAAAAAGUCUGCAAUCGAAUUGUUUAUCUUAGAAAACACUUCAAAAAUCAAAAUUGUUGCAGAUACAGAAUACGAUGAUGAAACACAGGCAUUCAAAAUCACUUUCUUCAGUCCUACUGUCAUAUUUAAUAAGAGUGGUUUCGACUUGAUGUUGUGUGAUUCAUCUGCAAACAUUGCAGCAGAAUUUGCUCCAUUAAAUGACGAUGACAAACCGUCAGAAAACGGUUAUUGUUAUUGGGGAACAUCUGAAUAUUUCGAAAGUAAUUUCAGUACAUUAUCUGCAUAUUUAUUGCUUAAAGAUGAAUGGCUUCUUAAUAAAACGCCUCUACAAUGUCUCGCUGCUCCAAUGUCUGAAGAUUAUUUCAUUGCUUUGAACACUUCACCUCACUUAUUUGUACCACUUCACUACACAACAGAAAUCAUCAAUCAAACAUCUGUUGUCACUAUCCAGCCAUACAUUGCUGUUGAAAACUUGACGAAAUUCGAUUUCAGACUGGAUCCAAUUGAAUCCUUUGAAAAUCCAACGGUUUUGACAACAAUUUUAGAUCCAAUAAUUGUCAGGAAGAAAGAGAAAAUAAUUUUACCAUAUUCCAGUCAAAAAUUAACAUUUAUUUACAGAUCAUUAAAUCCAGAUGGAAGUGUAUGGAGUUCUGAUGGUUCAUUGAUAUCUUUGGAGUCUCCUGUCCACACGACAUUCAUGGACAAUUCGAAAUCAAUGACAAAGAGAAAUGGAAUUGAACUCGAAAUCAAAGGAGAUGGAAAAGAAUUUUUGGCAUCAUUUAAAGAUGCAAAAGUGACACAACCAUUGACAAUAACCAAUUAUAAUGAUAUUCCUGUUUAUUACAAACAAGUCAACUGUGAUCAGAAGAUCGAAGUUCUUCCACAGAGAUCAACAUUCAUCAUGUUGCAAAAGCCGUUUGAAUUAAACGACAUCAUUGUCUGUAUUUAUGAUUUAGAGAUCAAUGUUAAUUUGACAGACAUUGAACAUUCAAUUAAAUAUAUUGCAAAAGCAUUGAAAGACGAUUCAUCAGAAUAUGAAGAAAAAGAAGUUUGGAUUCACAUCGAAAUUAACGAUAAAUGUCGAAAGACGAUAGCUGUGUCAAACCGCCCAGUUGAACAACCAACGAGACAUUGUUGGAAUUUCUCAUUGAUAUUUGAUAACAUCAACAUCUCAUUGAUCGAUAAAAUGGGAGAAUUGUGUGUUUUGAACAUCCAUGGAAUACAAUUGAAAUAUGUACAAAACGAUAGAUUUACAAAUGUCAGUUUUUGCAUUAAUUCCAUGCAAUUAGAUGAUAUGUUAGUUCCACGGAAUUACGGUGUUGUAUUAGCAGCUUAUCCUGAUGAGAAUCAUCAUUGGUUUGAAGCAAGAUGUACUAUGUUUGGCGAUGCACCUUUAUUCACUGCUUUCUCUUUCAUUUCGAUAAGAGUUCAAAAGAUAAUUAUGAGUGUUGAUUUGUCAUUUGUUUCAGAUAUUUGGAAUUUCGUGAAACCAUUAUUACCAUCUGAAAUCAAAGACAGACAGAUCAAAUAUAGUGAAAAGAGAACAGUUUCUCUAACAUCAAGUGAUUUCACAGCUCAAUCCCUGAAAAUCCACGAAGUUCAAUUGAAUUUCUCAAUUUUCUCAAGUACAGCUAGAGUUGGACUUCAUCCUUUAUUAACAGAAAUCAUAAACUUCGUUCCAAGUGUUUCAGGAGGUUCAAUUGUUCUUCCUGAACUCCCAAUUUCUGAUUUCACUGCAACAGGUGAUUUCAUCAACGAAAGAAUUGUUCAGCCUUACAUCAAACAAGUCACAUCACAAGCAUUGAAAUUGUUAUUCAACACGAACAUGUUGUUUGCGAUUCACGAAGUAACAUCGAAUAUCUCUCGACAAAGCUCUAAACUCGCAAAAGGAGAUAUCAAAGCCAUCGGUGGUGCGACAGUCGGAACAGUCUUGGCAGCAGGUGCAGGAGUAACAAGAACAAUUGCUAAUGUUUUCCACACAGUUUCUGGUCAAGAAAGUUAUGGAAAUACUAUGAACUCUAUGGGUGCUGGCGAUUCAAUUAAUCACGGCCUUGGAUCCAUCUACAAGAAUGUCUCCGGAAACUCAUUCAAUGUUGUUCAAUCAGCGAUGAGUGGAGCCGAAGAAGAUGGUGCUAUUGGUGCCGUUGUUGGCUUUGGAAAAGGAAUUGGAAACAUGGUUAUGUCUCCUCUUGCAGGAAUAUUGGAUGCAUCAACAUCUAUUUUGAGUGGUGCCACUAAGUUUGUUAACGAUGAUGAUUUGGUUUAUAAAUCUAUCCGUAUUCCAAGAUGUUUUUCUAGUGGAUGUGUCGAAGAAUUCCAGAAGAUUCCAGCGAUGUUACAACUCAUGAUUUUCGAAGGUGGAUUUCCUAAAGAAAGAAUUGAAAUUCUUGUUAAAGACAUCUCUGCAAAAGACGAACGAUACAUCGCUAUCACUAGUACAUUAGUAUUUGUUAUUCGAAUCGAUGUCACACAAGAACUUCAGCCUAUGAAGAUCUGCGACAGCAAAUCUGCUUUUGAUGGUCAAAAAGUUGUUGUUUCAUUCAAGAACUUGAAAGGUGUCCUCAAAUUCAUUGCAAAGAAUGAAGACACUGCUAAAGAAGUUUCAUCAUUCUUAACUAGCCGACAUAAUGAACUUAACAUUGGUGAAGACAUGGAAUUACAUUAA
Messenger RNA from Trichomonas vaginalis G3, 8877 nucleotides. Its product is annotated as regulation of parkin-mediated stimulation of mitophagy in response to mitochondrial depolarization. The coding region runs from base 1 to 8877 and encodes 2958 amino acids. The record is from RefSeq and is a predicted model, not a curated record. NCBI's taxonomy places the organism in Eukaryota, Parabasalia, Trichomonadida, Trichomonadidae. Gene Ontology annotation, biological process: protein targeting to vacuole; protein retention in Golgi apparatus. The transcript has a single exon. Gene Ontology annotation, cellular component: extrinsic component of membrane.